AUGGCGUUUGAGUCGGACAGUGAUCGCGACAAUGGCAUCGUCAUGGUAGAAAAAAACGUCAACAAUGAGGUCUCUAAUGCGCCGAACGGGAUUGUCAAGGACUGGGAUGCAGAGGAGGGACCAUUACGGCGGAAAAUCGACUGCAUCCUCCUCCCUAUCCUCGGGAUCGCUUUUUUCUCCCUCCAGAUCGACCGCAUGAAUAUCAGCGCCGUCCUGACAUCGACGAUCACUGAUGAUCUGGGCAUCACCACGAACCAGGUCAACGUUGGAUCGCAAUUGCUCUCAGCCGGAAUCGUCGUUACGGAAAUACCAUCAAAUGUCGUUCUUCAAUGGCUGGGUCCGCAGAGGUGGCUAUCGAUACAAUUGUUCGCAUGGGGGUUGGUCGCGACAUUUCAGGCAUUCGUGCAGUCAUACCCGGCGUAUCUGGCGACGAGGUUGCUUCUGGGAAUGCUCGAGGGUGGAUUUAUACCUGGCGCGCUUUAUUAUCUUUCGACGUGGUAUAAACGCGACGAGACAAGUUUCCGGACGACACUUUUCUUUUUCGGACAGAUGUUUGCGGGGGCUACGGCCAGUCUGAUCUCCGCUGGUUUGUUGACUCUUGAUGGGAAGGGGGGAUUAGCGGGUUGGCGAUGGGUGUGGUUGGUGGAAGGACUCAUCACCAUUUUCGCUGGCAUCAUCUUUACGCUCUUCAUUCCUCCAAAAGCAGGAGACGGCAGACCACUGAUCAGCAUGGGCCGCUGGAGCUACUUUACCGAGCGCGAAUCGCAGAUUAUCCGUGACCGCGUCAUCCUCGACGACCCUCUAAAAGCGCAGGGCCAUAUCAAAAUUACUGGACGUGAUAUUUGGGAUACAAUUCGGAAGCCAAAUGUCAUCCAGCACUUUAUGGUCUCACUCGUCGCCAUGUCCGCAUACCAGGGUUUGACACAUUACACGCCCAGCAUGAUCAAGUCAUUCGGUUUCGACAGCGUGGACGCGAAUGCAUUGGCUUCUGUACCGGUGUACUGCAGUAUGAUCUGGACAUUGGUGCUAGCGUAUCUAUCUGACUGGCUUGGACACCGCGGUCCAUUCGUGUUACUGGCUAUUACGUGGAAUGUCAUUGCGUAUCCUUGUCUCCGGACGACACCGUGGGAUUCGUCGCAGUGGCAUAAAUACGGUGUUAUUUGUGUGGCUAAUGUGGCCUAUAUCAGCAUGCACAUCCUAAACGUCGGCUGGCUCUCGGUCUACUGCAAACGUCCCCAGGAGCGGAGUGUAGCCAUGGCGGUAAUCGUCAUGGCCGCCAAUUGCGCAGGUAUCUCUGGCUCACAGAUCUUCCGCACCAGCGACAAGCCGCGGUAUAUACAUGGUCUAACGGCGAUUUGUGCACUUGCUGCGGCCGCGUGGGUAUUGGCUGCGGUGUUGAAUUUGUAUUAUUUCUUUAAAAGGAGGGGGAAGGCGGGUUGA
Aspergillus chevalieri is the source of this 1440-nucleotide messenger RNA. RefSeq lists its product as uncharacterized. Gene Ontology annotation, biological process: transmembrane transport. Gene Ontology annotation, cellular component: membrane. NCBI's taxonomy places the organism in Eukaryota, Fungi, Ascomycota, Eurotiomycetes, Eurotiales, Aspergillaceae. The record is from RefSeq and is a predicted model, not a curated record. Gene Ontology annotation, molecular function: transmembrane transporter activity. The coding region runs from base 1 to 1440 and encodes 479 amino acids. The transcript has 5 exons.